AGCGGCUACGGGGUUGAGGAGGAGGAGGAGGAGGAAAGGUUCCUUUAAGGAGGAGGAACGACGACGCCUCUUUUUCCCUCUAUCUCCUCCCUUCACACUCAUUUCCCCUUCGCCGAGGAGAGAAGGGGGGGAGGAGAGAGAAGAGGCCGAAGAAAGAGAGAAAAAAUUCCUCACAGAAAUCUCUUUCAGGGGGUGUGGGGGGAGGAAGAGGAAAAAAAAGAGCUGGGCGCCCCCUGCUCCCUCCCUCCCUUCUCUCCCUCUCUUCUCCUCCUUCUCCCUUCCUCGCCCGCCCGCCCACUCCCCCCGCCGCCUGAGACGCCGCUCGGGAGUCGGCGGGACCGGAGUCUGUCUCCUCACCCGCCGACGCCGCGCUUCGCCUCGGGAUCCCCAGGCGGGCGGACGCCCUUUCUUUCUUUCUCUCUCUCGCUCUGCCCGUCUUUCUGUCUCCGUCCCUCGCGGCCGCCCCGCCCGGCGGCCUCGGCCUUCCCCGUGCGUCAGGCCCUCCCGCCCGGCCUCGCUCGGUCUCUGUCUGUCUCCGCCGGCCUUUCUCUUGAAUCGGGGUCUCGUUCACCCCCUCCGCCCUUCCCAUCUCCCCUUCCCCUCGCCCCCUUUCCUUCCUCCCCCUCCCCACCCCCUUCUCCUGCCCCGCAGCUCGUAGUGCGUGUGUGUGUGUGUCCCUCCGCCAACGCCGCCACCUCAGCCCGGCAAAUGAACUCCGUCCGAGCCGCCAACCGGAGACCCAGGCGAGUGUCGCGGCCGCGCCCGGUGCAGCAACAGCAGCAGCAGCCCCCGCAGCAGCCGCCGCCGCAGCCGCCCCAGCAGCAGCCGCAGCAGCAGCCUCCGCCGCCGCCGCAGCAGCAGCAGCCUCCGCCGCCGCCACCGCCGCCUCCGCCGCUGCCCCAGGAGCGGAACAACGCCGGCGAGCGGGAUGAUGAUGUACCUGCAGAUAUGGUUGCUGAAGAAUCAGGUCCUGGUGCACAAAAUAGUCCAUACCAACUUCGUAGAAAAACUCUUUUGCCAAAAAGAACAGCGUGUCCUACAAAGAGCAGUAUGGAGGGUGCCUCAACUUCAACUACAGAAAACUUUGGUCAUCGUGCAAAACGUGCAAGAGUAUCUGGAAAAUCACAAGAUCUAUCUGCAGCACCUGCUGAACAGUAUCUUCAGGAGAAACUGCCAGAUGAAGUGGUUCUAAAAAUCUUCUCUUACUUGCUGGAACAGGAUCUUUGUAGAGCAGCUUGUGUGUGUAAACGCUUCAGUGAGCUUGCUAAUGAUCCAAUUUUGUGGAAACGAUUAUACAUGGAAGUUUUCGAAUAUACUCGCCCUAUGAUGCAUCCUGAACCUGGCAAAUUCUACCAGAUUAAUCCAGAAGAAUAUGAACAUCCAAAUCCUUGGAAAGAGAGUUUCCAGCAGUUGUAUAAAGGUGCACAUGUAAAGCCAGGAUUUGCUGAACAUUUCUACAGUAAUCCUGCAAGAUAUAAAGGAAGAGAAAAUAUGUUGUAUUAUGAUACAAUUGAAGAUGCCCUUGGUGGGGUACAAGAAGCUCAUUUUGAUGGACUUAUCUUUGUUCAUUCUGGAAUAUACACUGAUGAAUGGAUAUAUAUUGAAUCUCCAAUCACCAUGAUUGGUGCAGCACCUGGAAAAGUAGCAGACAAAGUUAUAAUUGAAAACACUAGAGAUUCAACCUUCGUCUUUAUGGAAGGUUCUGAGGAUGCUUAUGUUGGAUAUAUGACAAUAAGGUUUAACCCUGAUGACAAAUCUGCUCAACACCAUAAUGCACACCACUGCUUAGAGAUUACAGUAAAUUGUAGCCCUAUUAUUGAUCACUGUAUCAUCCGAAGUACAUGUACAGUUGGCUCAGCAGUAUGUGUUAGUGGUCAAGGAGCAUGUCCCACUAUCAAGCACUGUAACAUCAGUGACUGUGAAAAUGUUGGACUUUAUAUAACAGAUCAUGCACAGGGAAUAUAUGAGGAUAAUGAAAUUUCCAAUAAUGCUUUAGCUGGGAUUUGGGUUAAAAAUCAUGGAAACCCAAUUAUUAGACGGAAUCAUAUCCAUCAUGGACGUGAUGUUGGUGUGUUCACAUUUGAUCAUGGCAUGGGUUACUUUGAAAGUUGCAACAUACACAGAAACAGAAUAGCAGGCUUUGAAGUAAAAGCCUAUGCUAACCCCACGGUGGUUCGAUGUGAAAUUCAUCAUGGGCAGACUGGAGGAAUAUAUGUGCAUGAGAAAGGAAGAGGACAAUUCAUAGAGAAUAAAAUCUAUGCAAACAACUUUGCAGGUGUAUGGAUUACCUCAAAUAGUGACCCAACAAUAAGGGGAAAUUCUAUAUUUAAUGGAAAUCAAGGGGGAGUUUACAUCUUUGGUGAUGGACGAGGCCUUAUUGAAGGAAAUGACAUUUAUGGCAAUGCACUAGCAGGAAUUCAGAUUAGGACAAACAGUUGUCCAAUUGUUCGACAUAACAAAAUUCAUGAUGGCCAGCAUGGUGGGAUUUAUGUGCAUGAGAAAGGACAAGGAGUAAUAGAAGAGAAUGAAGUUUAUAGUAAUACUCUGGCUGGGGUCUGGGUGACAACUGGCAGCACUCCAGUACUGAGAAGAAACAGGAUACAUAGUGGGAAGCAGGUUGGUGUUUAUUUUUAUGACAAUGGACAUGGAGUGCUAGAGGACAAUGAUAUCUAUAAUCAUAUGUAUUCAGGGGUUCAAAUAAGGACUGGAAGCAACCCCAAAAUUAGACGUAACAAAAUUUGGGGAGGACAGAAUGGUGGAAUUCUUGUUUAUAAUUCUGGUCUAGGCUGUAUAGAAGACAAUGAAAUAUUUGACAAUGCAAUGGCUGGAGUCUGGAUUAAGACAGAUAGUAAUCCUACACUAAGAAGAAAUAAAAUCCAUGAUGGAAGAGAUGGUGGCAUCUGUAUAUUUAAUGGGGGUCGAGGUCUCCUUGAAGAAAAUGACAUUUUCAGGAAUGCUCAAGCAGGUGUUCUCAUCAGCACUAAUAGUCAUCCAGUCUUAAGGAAAAACAGAAUAUUUGAUGGAUUUGCUGCAGGUAUUGAAAUUACAAAUCAUGCGACUGCAACACUAGAAGGCAAUCAGAUUUUUAACAACCGGUUUGGAGGCUUAUUUUUAGCAUCUGGUGUUAAUGUGACAAUGAAAGACAACAAAAUAAUGAACAAUCAAGAUGCCAUAGAAAAGGCUGUUAGUAGAGGCCAAUGUUUAUAUAAAAUAUCAAGUUAUACCAGCUAUCCCAUGCAUGAUUUCUACAGAUGUCACACUUGUAACACCACAGAUCGAAAUGCCAUAUGUGUGAACUGCAUUAAGAAGUGCCAUCAGGGACAUGAUGUAGAAUUUAUUAGACAUGAUAGGUUUUUCUGUGACUGUGGUGCUGGAACACUGUCUAAUCCUUGUACAUUAGCUGGUGAGCCUACACAUGAUACAGAUACACUAUAUGACUCUGCUCCACCUAUAGAAUCUAAUACAUUGCAGCACAACUGAAUUCCUUCCCUAAAGAAAAAGUCCUGCCAUUCUAACAUCAUAACUUAAAACAUUUUUUUUGGAAGAAGAUUUAAAAUAUUUGCCCAUGCUACAGGAAGAGACUGUAUUAAAAAUGGAUACACGAGGUCAGUUGACACUAUGAAGCUCAAGCUACCAAAAAGAAAGUGGCAAUAUAUUGACUCAGGAUCUCAAAGCUGGGUGUUUUAGCAUUACUGUGUAAAGACUUUU
This is a messenger RNA of Panthera uncia (snow leopard), 3708 nucleotides long. RefSeq names its product F-box protein 11 (gene FBXO11). The transcript is spliced from 23 exons. NCBI's taxonomy places the organism in Eukaryota, Metazoa, Chordata, Mammalia, Carnivora, Felidae. Gene Ontology annotation, biological process: ubiquitin-dependent protein catabolic process; regulation of apoptotic process; protein ubiquitination. The coding region runs from base 709 to 3480 and encodes 923 amino acids. The record is from RefSeq and is a predicted model, not a curated record. Gene Ontology annotation, molecular function: protein binding; zinc ion binding.